This is a messenger RNA of Caenorhabditis sp. 36 PRJEB53466, 1050 nucleotides long. NCBI's taxonomy places the organism in Eukaryota, Metazoa, Nematoda, Chromadorea, Rhabditida, Rhabditidae. The record is from the annotation of a GenBank genome assembly.
AUGGCGGAUCCGGAGGUUCAGAAGGCCGACGACUUGCGCAAGUUUCGGUGAGAAAUCGGAUUCCUUGCCCUUCGGGAACCGUAAAUUUGAGAGAGUGCAAUUGGUAUUUUGAGCAACGAGAAACACUGAGAGCGAGCCGAGAACUGUGCGGAAUAAUGGGUCACGAAUCAGUUGGAUGCAAUUGUUUCGAAGUGAUUUCAGUUUGGUUCAAAUCGUUUUCAGCGCCCCUUUGCAGAGUAAUUUGGAAGGAAUUCCACCGGAAUUGCCAGGAUUCACCAUAAUACAACCGGAUCCGAAGUUCAAUAAUGAGCACGGUAUCGUUGAUUAAUCAGAAGAGUCUAGAAGAGAAAUUGCAGGGAGGACGGUCGCCAGUCUGUUUGUUUCGGCGGCAGAACCACCGGCAAAGAAGAGGAAGACCCAAGAGAAGGUGAGUUCGACUAUGGGAUUCCGGUUCGAAAUGUAUUCGCAGGUGAAAUAUUCUGGAGAAGGGACGACAAAGACACGAAAGCCAUACGCGUUCAAGGACAGAGAACGGGAAAGCGCAGAGAAACGGAGGGAAAUCAAGAAGAAACUGUUCAUGGAUCUCGGAAUUGUUCGGACGAAUUGCGGAAUUGAUGUGAGAAUUCGCUGAAAUGUAUUAUUUUCAUUCAGUCGAGAAUCAUAGAAUGAAGAAAAGAAACGGGAAGAGGCGAUGAAACGGAAAGUGACGGAGACGAUCGUGACGACGUACUGUGAGCUGUGCGAGCAGAACUUCAGCAGUUCCAAAAUGCUCCUUCUCCACAGAAGCAAAGUGAUCGUUCCCUUGCCUUUCCCCCUUCCAAUUCCAGCUUCUUCCAGGUUCACGACAGUUCCACCCUUGAAUGCCAUCUGUGCCUGAAACGGUUCGAACAGACGCUCCAUUUCAAUCGUCACAUGAAGACUCAUUAUGGUCCGAAUGCCCAGUAUCACGUGCAAUGCGAGCUCUGCGAUCGAAAAUUCAAAGACAAGGAAUCACUGAAAACGCACAUGGAAGUGUCCCACGAGACGGUCACAGAGAAUAAACCUCUCUGA